UCUGUAUAUUAUCUUGUUGUAUUUCAGAUAGUAGAAGCUAUGCCACAGACACAGGUUGUUGGUGAUUUUAUGGAAGUGUUAGGUAGUUUCUAUGAGGUUGUAGAUGAAGAUUCACCAAUGAAGACAAGAGCUGCACCUAAUGGUAUGUCACUAGAUGAUGGAUAUAACACGGAACAUUCCACUGAUACUUCUACUGAACAAGGAGAUUUAUCAGAGAAUCAUGUAGAAGAUGAGAAUAUAGAGGAGACUAUACAAGGCAAGGGUAACACUGUACAGAGUAGUGAUAGUGAGGAGGAAUUCUGUGACACUUCAGCUGAUCUAGAGAUACUGGGAGUAAACAAAUUGUCAAAUGGGCCAGUCCAAACUACUGCCCAAGCUAAAUCUGCUAAAGUGAGUAAAGUGCGGUUUACAGACACGAAUGGUGUAGGAUCAUCAUACAGUGAGACUGUCCACGUUGCUCAAGGUUUCCCCUUUAUAUCAUCAAACAAUAUGAAUGGUGAAGAGGACAUAUUGUUAGAAACAAGUAAACCAUUAAGCUCUGCUGGGAGGGCUAAUAAACAAAAUGGGGAUUUAAGUACAGAUAUCAGUGUUCUAAAUGUUUCGGCUAAUAAUUCAAAUGUUGUGGGCGUGGUUGAUGAAGGUGAGGAGCCACCAGAGGGCGGGGACAAAGGUCAACAAAAAAAUUCAAAAUCAAGUCAAGGCAGUAGAAGAUCAGGAUCAUCUAGAACAAAUCUACAGGGUACUGGAGGAAGAAGAGCAUUACUGCCUGGGGGCGGGGCAGGUGGAGGGGGAGGGAAUGGGGAGCAGAACCUGAACCUAGAAAGUGGUGGAGACGUUAACGAGCAAAUAACUACAGUUCUAGUCAGAUUACAACAAGAUAUGGCAAAUGUUCUAGAUAGACUUAACAGAUUAGAGGCAAACACAAAACAAAGACAGAAAAAUGAGUCAUCUCAGAGUAGCUCAAUAUUUAACUGGGGGCCAUUUGCUAACAGGACCGGUAGAGCAGCAUUUUUCUUCCUAGUUUGGCCAAUUUUAGUUCACCUGGCAUUAUCAUAUUUCUUUAGAAGAAGGAGGAGAAGAUAAACAAAGAGUUGUUGAAGGAGAUGUAUUUUUAAAUUGAUAGUUUUUAUUUAUAAUUCUAUUUGUUAGUGAUGUGUAUGAUUAUGUUAUAGUACUGAAUAGUUUCAUGUCAGGAAUUUUAAUUUUAAUCUUUUUUUACAAAUCAUUAACAGUAUUUUAAUAAAAAUCCUCAAUUACUGGUUGGGGAGAUAACUUCGGCUGGUUGAUAAACUCGGCUUUUAAUUAUCUAAUCGACUUAUCGGCUUUUUUAAUGUAAUCAAGCUCACCAUCUUGUACGAACGCUGGAAUUUGACAAUAUCUGGAAAUUUUGUCAAGUUUGGUAAGAUAUUUAAAACAUAGCACAGACAUUUACCCGUUUGUUUACAAAACAUGCCUAUAAAUAGUACGGGAAAUCCGAUUGCUGUACGCAUGCGCAGUAGAUGCUCAUUUUGAGACCCAUAGAGGGUUACUUUUAUAUAUUGACCGACUACCGGUAAAGCAGACGAUGUUCACGGAUACAUUUUGUAGAUGAAUUUAGAAUCAAUUUUGUCUUGCAAACUCAGAAAAAAAUCUGAUUGCACAAAUAAUCACAAAUGUAAUCUUUUAGUGCAAUGGAUUGAAAAACUGAUGUUAAAUGCUCCUUUAUAUGUUAUUGUGUAGGUUGAAUACCACUGAAAUAAUUUCUUCUUCACUCUGUUAAAUUACGAAGUUACCAAAGCCAAAAUACUUUUGAAUCACUAAUUCUAAAACUACAUAUUUCGUAAGUUAAUAAAUGAAAAAUGCAUGUCUUUUUACAAAAAAAGUAGAUCUAUCUGAGUUUUUUGUUGUUGUUUUUUUUACAUAACAUUGUAUAAAAGUAACAGACCUUAUUGAAAAUUUCUGAUAAAAAUAUUUUUUUAUUUUACAUAUAUGAAUAGCAGAGGAAUAAUAAAAUGUCUAAAUAUGUUAUUCUACGUUUUAAUUUACUCAUUAAAAAUGAUUUAAGAAGAAAAACAAAGAGCCGAAAUUAUCAACUCGCGCAUGUUAAAAAUGUGCUUUUUACGUACCUCUUCCAGGGCCUCUCAAAAUUACCCGUCUUGUUUCUAAAUAUAACUUUUAUGGUGAUACCGGAAUAUCGAAGAGCUGAAGUUUAUUAUGGUGCAAGAUUCAUCAGGAUACGUAAACAAAUAAAUGAAAUAUGCCCCAAAAACACCGAUUUUCGGCCGAGUUUAUCUCCCAAACCAGUAAUGCUAAUUUUGGGAAUAAGAUUGCUGUGACCAAUUUGUACCAUUGUCAGUGUUAAUUAUUUAUGUUAAGAUAAAAGUAAAUUAUUCCAUUUCACUGCCAUUACAAAGAUUCAAAGUCUUGAAUGUCAGUUUAUUUAUAUAUACAUGCUGUUGAAAGGGUUCAAAUAUUUUUUUUUUCAUUUAAGUUAAUUAUUUGUACUAUUUCCACAAUAGUGAAGUAGUUUCAUGAAUUCAAUAACAGAUGUCAUAGUUGAUUUACAUUAAACAUUACAGUAUUAUGAUUUUAAAGUUUAUUGAAAACUUUUUCAAGUCCUUAAUUUAAAAGUGAGAGUGUACUGUGAUGGGUCAGUCAGUAGUCGUAUCACAUCAUCUUGUCAUCUGUCUGAUCAACAACUAUAGAAGGAAUGAUUGUUGAUUCAUGUAGCUUAAUAGGACACUGUCCAAAAGAUGACCUCUAUUCAUUGUAAGGUCAGCAGGUCAAGGUCACCUGGGCCUUGACCAUUAUGUCUGAACACUUCAGUCAACAAUCUUAUGAUGAUUUAGUGUAGAUGUAAGUCAUGACUUGUCACAGGUCAUAGUAAUAUUGUAUAAAUUCUUUGUCCUAUCAAUAACCUCUAAGUGUGUCAAACUGUCUGAACAUUUCCUAUAUGAGGCCCCUAUUGAUUGGAGGUCAUAAGGUCAGGAUCUCAGUUAAGCAUGAAAUACUAGUCUAAUCAUGAACAAGAGAUUCCUCUGUCAAAAUUUUGUUCAAAUUUAACACCUGACUUUUAUAAUAUAUGCAUAAGUAUGUAAAUAUGCCACUGUUAACAGCAAAUGGAGUGGGGUUAUAAGUGUCCUUUAGGCACACUUUGCUUAUCUUGAGCUGAUGCAUGGACAGCUUUUGAUAGGGGAAAGUAUUUUGUUUUCUUUUUACCAAUAUUUCAUCUUCUGUUAUUUUUUUUAUCUGUAUGAUGUACUCUAAUUGAGAGGUAAAAUUAUUAAUUAUAGAUUCAAUUUUAAACAGAUAUGAAUUAACCUUGCUUUCACAUUAUUAUUUACACUUUUUUUUAAUUGAAUGAAUGUGAUUGUUUUUAAUUAUCCUCACCUGGCUCUUUAUUGUACUGUAGUGUUGUACAUGUAUACUGAUUGUAGAUCAUGGUGUUAAAAUAUUGAAAAAAUAUGCCCAUGCAAUUUCGGAAUUGCCUUGAUAUUCAAGGUCAAAUAUUACCGGUAAGUUCAGGAAAAUUCAUCAUUAUAUUUUAUUUAUUAAUCUCCUGCCAUAUAGCUAGAAGGGCAUCGUCUGUUUGUGUGUCUGACCAUAUCUUGGUCACAUUUAAGUGUUGGCUCCAUAACUUUUAAAUUGAUAAAAUGUUUUUAAAAUAACUUGGCACAAAUGACCACCACCAUAAUACAAUGAGCAGAAAUUAACUUCCAGGUUGUCACUCCACCAUUGGGUCAAGGUCUAAACACAUUUCCCAAUAAUUUGCCAAAAGUUAAAUAAAAAUAAUUAUAUUCUUUUUACUAACUGUUAUUUUAUUUAUAAGUAUAACGGACAUUUAAUUGGUAAAAAGAAAGAGUGUAAAUAAUGUUUUUGUUUGAGAUGAGUGUUUCAGUGAAGUAUAAAUGAUUAUUGUUUUGUAUCAACAUUAUAUGGAUAAAUUCAACUGUGAUAUUCAUUUCCGUUAAUGUAGUAUUAAGUAAAUGAUUCAAUAUAGUGACUUGUUUUGUUGUUUUAUUAUUUCCAAAUAAUUUUAUUAUAUCUAACACCCUAGUAAACUAAGCAUGGACAAAGUUAAAUUGUCUAAUAGCAGACAUGCACUUUAGUAAGUUCACAGUCUUGAUAUUAUAGGUUCAAGUUUGUUGGCACUUGAAAUGUUCGCUUACGUUACCAGUAUAUAGGCAGGCUGACUGUGUGCUUGUUCUGUUAUUCAUAAACAUGCAAAGUUUCAUUACAAAAUAAUUCUUAAGUAUGGAUCCUUAUUGACAGACUCUCUUGUCAAAUUUGUACAUAAGAUUUCUUUAAAUUUUCUUGUGGUUUAUAUAACCAAUUACAUUGUAAUACAUUUUUUAAGCACACAGCAGAAACUAACGCAACAUUAUAAACCUUAUAUAAUAAUCGUACAAGGUCAAUGUCACAAAUACUCCAGCCUCAUGUCUAUUGGGCAUCUACACCAGUUGAAGAUCUCCCUUUAUAGUUUACCAGCAGGGGUUAUUACUCUCAAAGGCAGCUGAAGAUAUUUUCUAGUCAGCUGGUGAUUUUAGAUUCGAUAACAGAUACAUGGUUUUAGUAUAGUUAAAAUGUUUUAUUCUUCAUUUCAAUAAAUUAAAAUAUCUGAAUAUAACAAAAGAUAGAAACAAAACAUUUUCCCAUGCACCAAAAUUGCAUCUCAUCUUUUAUUAACAUUAAUUUUAUUGUAAAUAAUUAAGAUAAAUAAAUGUAUUUACACCAAAUUGCCACAUUCUUUGAGCAUUUUAGAUCAUCCCAACAAAAAC
Messenger RNA from Ruditapes philippinarum (Manila clam), 4757 nucleotides. Its product is annotated as acyl-CoA-binding domain-containing protein 5-like. The transcript is spliced from 7 exons. The coding region runs from base 40 to 1083 and encodes 347 amino acids. Lineage: Eukaryota; Metazoa; Mollusca; Bivalvia; Venerida; Veneridae. The record is from RefSeq and is a predicted model, not a curated record.